AUACACUGCAAACCGGCUGUCGGCUACAUUCUGUGUUUGAUGCUGGAUCUGUCAUCUUUUCGACAGUCUGUCGUGUGACAUCGAAAGAAAAUCCUCCUAAAAUUGUACAUAAUUUUUUUAUACCGAAAACCUAAUACCACAACAGACUAAACAUGUGUGACGAGGAAGUUGCUGCACUCGUAGUUGACAAUGGCUCCGGUAUGUGCAAAGCCGGAUUUGCCGGCGAUGAUGCACCCCGUGCCGUCUUCCCCUCAAUUGUGGGAAGGCCACGCCACCAGGGUGUUAUGGUUGGCAUGGGACAGAAAGACUCAUACGUUGGUGACGAAGCUCAGUCCAAAAGAGGUAUCCUCACCUUGAAAUAUCCCAUCGAACACGGAAUCGUCACCAACUGGGAUGACAUGGAGAAGAUCUGGCACCACACCUUCUACAAUGAGCUCCGAGUUGCCCCAGAAGAACACCCAGUCCUUCUCACCGAAGCUCCCUUGAACCCAAAGGCCAACCGAGAAAAGAUGACCCAGAUCAUGUUCGAGACCUUCAACACGCCCGCCAUGUAUGUCGCCAUCCAGGCCGUACUCUCGCUCUACGCUUCCGGUCGUACCACCGGUAUUGUCCUCGACUCCGGAGAUGGUGUCUCUCACACUGUACCAAUCUACGAGGGAUAUGCUCUUCCCCACGCUAUUCUCCGUCUCGACUUGGCUGGACGUGACCUUACAGACUACCUCAUGAAGAUCCUCACCGAGAGAGGGUACUCCUUCACCACCACCGCUGAACGUGAAAUUGUCCGUGACAUCAAGGAGAAGCUCUGCUACGUCGCCCUAGACUUCGAACAGGAAAUGGCCACCGCUGCAUCCUCCUCCAGUCUCGAGAAGAGCUACGAACUCCCUGACGGUCAGGUCAUCACCAUCGGAAAUGAGAGAUUCCGUUGUCCCGAGGCUCUAUUCCAACCAUCCUUCUUGGGUAUGGAGGCUUGCGGAAUCCACGAGACCACAUACAAUUCCAUAAUGAAGUGCGAUGUUGACAUCCGUAAGGACUUGUAUGCCAACACUGUGCUCUCCGGGGGUACCACGAUGUACCCAGGAAUCGCCGACAGGAUGCAGAAGGAGAUCACUGCCCUUGCCCCAUCCACCAUGAAGAUCAAGAUCAUCGCACCACCAGAGAGGAAAUAUUCCGUCUGGAUCGGAGGAUCCAUCCUCGCCUCUCUCUCGACAUUCCAACAGAUGUGGAUCUCCAAGCAGGAGUACGACGAGUCCGGCCCCUCAAUCGUCCACAGGAAGUGCUUCUAAGCGCCGAGUCGCUAAUUUUUCUCGCAUUUUUCACAUUCCCUGACCCCGAGAGCAGCCUCUGCAUCGCUACUUGAAAGGCGGACGCAAGAUCAACUUCCGCGGUGUCCCUCUGGUCUCUCCGGGAUGAAGGUAGCUUCUUUCGAAUCGGAUAAACACGCAUGGAACACGGUUGUUGCAGAGGCAUCGCAUCCUAACGAUCGACAGUGCUCUUUUCAUUUUUCAUAUCGUUUAACGAGACACAUUGUAUCUUUAAAAUAAAAGGAGUCGCGACUCCUAGACUCCACUUUUUGAAUCGUACCAAGAUCUUUGUAUGAAAUAAUAUUUAGAGUAACAAUUGGCAGCCUUGUGGUUGUUAGUGUUCGGUCAGCCGGGAUGCUUUUAAAACGCAAAUCUGCUGCCUCGGUUGUAGACAUUAUGGGCACCUGACUUAUUAAUGAUUUCUUAUUUUAUACGGUUACCGAUAUUUACGGAGAGAAAGGAGAAAGCUUUUUUUUCUUAAGAACGAUAGGGGGAGACCACCGACUCGAAAGUCCCACAAACGCUCGCUCAAACGAACAAGAAAAGACACGGUUGUUUCGACCCCGCAAGCGUAGCCAAAGUAUUAUAAUUUAUUCCCAUUGUAUUGUGCAAGACCACUCACGUACACGACGCAAAGACUACUUUAGACUUAUGGGAUAAUAAAAUAAAAAAAUCUUAAAAACAUGAUUAUCGUGACUCUUGUGUUUCUUGGGAUCACAGCACCGCCCGCACCCCUUUCCUUAUCGCAAGGCCCUUUUUUGCUAUCAUACACUUACCUUCGUCACAUAGUCAUUCGAUUUUUUUAAGUAUAUCAACAAGAUGAAUAGAUAUUACAUUAUUGCGCAAAAGGGAAUCACUACUGGCAUUUGUGAUUAGUCUCAUUUUAGCCUCGCUCUUUUUUUAGGCGCGUCAUAUCCCUUUAUACCGUUCCAUGUCAUUAAUUAUUGUAAUCUAAAGCUUGUGGAAAAAUACAAUAAUUAUUCUAAGGACUAGGUUUAUACUUUUAAUUCAAUAAAAUUAUUUUCAACGAA
This is a messenger RNA of Belonocnema kinseyi, 2332 nucleotides long. RefSeq names its product actin-5C (gene Arp1). NCBI's taxonomy places the organism in Eukaryota, Metazoa, Arthropoda, Insecta, Hymenoptera, Cynipidae. Gene Ontology annotation, biological process: mitotic cytokinesis. The transcript has 3 exons. The record is from RefSeq and is a predicted model, not a curated record. The coding region runs from base 153 to 1283 and encodes 376 amino acids.